Molecule: messenger RNA, 2643 nt
Organism: Cynoglossus semilaevis (tongue sole)
Lineage: Eukaryota; Metazoa; Chordata; Actinopteri; Pleuronectiformes; Cynoglossidae
Product: tripartite motif-containing protein 16-like
Exons: 2
Coding region: 804-2498 (564 amino acids)
Molecular function (GO): zinc ion binding; protein binding
Source: RefSeq, a predicted model, not a curated record
GAAAAACAAAGGAACCAGUUCCACCUUUAGAUCAUUUUAUAAUUAAAACAGAACAAAAUGAUCUUCAACCAUGAAGCAAAUUCUGUCCCCAUGUGGGCCAGUCAGGUACUGCACUGACAUACAAGUACAAAACCUUAAUUCUCUAAUUUAUUAAAUUGUUUCUAUUGAGCAAAAACUAUAAUAGUAACAAUAACAGUAACAAUAAUAAUAAUAAUAAUAAUAAUAAUAAUAAUAAUAAUAAAGGCCUGACAGCUGGUCUUCACCUUUAUUAUAAUAUUACCCCUGACCUUUUUGGUUCUACUUUAUUCCUGUCCUCAACUUUUUUUUUAGAUUUUUACUGGGUUUUUUUUUUGUUUGUUUUUUUCAGAUUUAAUGACCAAUGAGAACACAGAGAUUUUUUCUUUUUCUUUUUCCAAAUGAUUGUAUGAAAUUACAGAUCAAAGUUGUUUCCACGUGUCUGGGUUUUAUCACAAAAACUCUGAAUGGACACAACUGUAUAAAUGACCUGAGAAAGAUCUUUUUUUUAAUAUAUUUUGUUGAUUUAUUUGGACUGUGGCGUCACAGCCUGCUCUUCUUUUAAAGGUUGAACUCAUUUGUGUUUCCUUCCUGGAACGACUCACUCAGUCACAUUUCCUGCUCCGUCAAAAGGGCAGUUUAAAGAGGUGUGGCGCAGUGACGCAGCCGUCUCACACACACACACACACACACACACACACACACGUUGUGUAGAUCAGCGCUCACACUAUUUAGACAAAGUGAAAGUCGUCAGUGAGUCUCAGUCGUCGUCGUGACCAGUUGGUAAAAUGGCUCAGGCCAGAGUUCGUCUGGAGGCGGAGGCGUUCCUCUGCUCCGUCUGUCUGGACCUCCUGAGGGAUCCAGUGACCAUCCUCUGUGGACACAGCUACUGUGAGCCCUGUAUCCAGGUCCACUGGGACCAGGAGGGUGAGAAGACUCCCUACAGCUGCCCUCAGUGCAGACACACCUUCACAUCCAGACCCCAGCUGAACAGGAACACCAUGUUGGCCGUCCUGGUGGACGAGCUGCAGAAGUGCGGACGCCGAGCGACCGCUGAUCAUCCGCGCUCCGCCGGACGUGAGGACGUGGCCUGCGACGUCUGCGGUGGACAGAAGCUGAAAGCCGUCAAGUCCUGCUUGGUCUGUCUGGCCUCCUACUGUGAGGAGCACGUCCAGCCUCAUUACAGCUCCGCACCGCUCCACAAACACCAGCUGGUGGAGCCCUCCAGGAGGCUGCAGGAGAACAUCUGCUCCCGUCACCACGAGGCCAUGAAGAUGUUCUGCCGCACCGAUGGACAGUGCAUGUGUUUUCUCUGCUCCGUGGAUCAGCACAAAGGCCACGACGUGGUCUCGGCUGUAGAAGAACGGGCGUGGAGGCAGAAAGAGCUGGACCUGAGUCGACAGGAAGUCCAGCGAAGCCUCCAGGACAAGAAGGAGAACGUGAAGGUGCUUGAAGGAGAGCUGGAGGCCGUCAAGUGUUCGGCCGACGCGGCCGUGGAGGACAGUGUGAAGAUGUUGUCUGAGCUGGUCCGUCUGCUGCAGGACAGAACCUCGGACGUGGAGCAGCAGAUCAGGCGGCAGCAGCGGUCCGAGGAGCGUCGGGUCAGGGAGCUCCAGGAGACGCUGCAGCAGGAGGUGAGAGAGCUGGAGCAGAGAGACGCUGAGCUGGAGCAGCUCUCCUCCACACAGGAUCACGUCCAGUUCCUCCUCCACUACUCCUCAGCCACGGCCCCUCGCCCACCCGCUCCCCCCUCCAGCAUCAGCGUCCGUCCUCUCAGGUACUUUGAGGACGUGACGGCGGCUGUGUCCAAGGUCGGGCGGCAGCUCCAGGACCUUCUGACGGAGACUUGGACCAUCGUCUCGCAGGCCCAGGCCCAGGUGGACGCUCUGCUGUCACAGCUGGAGCCAAGGACCAGGGAGGAGUUCCUACGGUACUCCCAGGAACUGACCCUGGAUCUGUGCACGGCUCACCCGCAGCUGCUGGUGUCCGGGGGGGGGAGACGGGUGGAGUUCUCCUUCAAGGAGCAGCUGUAUCCUCCUCACCCGGACCGCUUCGCUCACGUGAGUCAGAUCCUGAGUGAACAGGGUCUGACGGGCCGUCGGUACUGGGAGGUGGAGUGGAGGGGCGGGGGGGUCACGGUGGCCGUCACCUACAGGAGCAUCAGCAGAACCGGGCUCUUGGCCCAGUGUGGGUUCGGACGUCGUGACGAGUCCUGGGCUCUGUUCUGUGACCAGACCAGCUGUGACUUUGGACACAACGGUACCUGGACCAAGGUCUCGGGGGGGGUCUCCCCCAGGAUCGGAGUGUACCUGGACCACGCUGCAGGGGUCCUGACCUUCUACAGCGUCUCCGACACCAUGACCCCCCUCCACAGGGUCCAGACCCGGUUCACUGAGCCGCUCUACGCUGGACUCAGGUUCCACUACUAUCCUGGAGACACGGCCCAGUUCUGUGAACUCGGCUCACUUUCCUGUAAACACUGAUUACAGGUGUGUGUGUGUGGGUGUGUGUGUGUGGGUGUGUGUGUGUGUGUGUGUGUGUGUGUGUGUAAUUACGUGUAAUUUGUCGGUGUGGCUCAAACAAAAGUCAAAUAUCUGGUUCUUCUUUCACGAACAGAAACUGUUCCUC